This is a messenger RNA of Paramecium sonneborni, 411 nucleotides long. The record is from the annotation of a GenBank genome assembly. Lineage: Eukaryota; Ciliophora; Oligohymenophorea; Peniculida; Parameciidae.
AUGGUCUCUAAAUGGGAAGAAAGUACAAGCACAUACUCAGGAAAUUUAAAAGAUAUCUUUUUAAGCAGGAUUGAUUAAUUAUCCUUAGAAACUUUAGACUAGAUUUAUAAAUUUGAAAGGAAAAUUGAAUCAAGGAAAAAAUUAAUAGACGGAUAAGUAGAAAAAGUACAUUUAAGAGAAUUAUAAAGAGUGAAGCAUAAAUUUAAUACAAAAUAAAAGCAAACUAAUAGGAAAUUGAAAGAAUAUAAUUUUAAUGGAAGAAAGUAAGCGUCAAACAAUAUAAGUUCAAAAUUUCCAUCUAGUAAGUGAUUGUUUUAAAAUAAUAUAGAAUCUGCAAAGAAAUAUAUUCUACUACUCUAAGCAGCUAAAGAUUUAUAAUUAUUCUCAUCAAGAGCGAAGUCAAACUAAUGA